ACUGUAGUUUGUGACGGAAGUGUCGUGUGACACUGAAAGAAGAUAGUUUUAGUGACAUGGUGUCGUAUGUUUUCAGUAUUUAUAAGAAUUCUACUUGUCGGUGAUAAGGAUAUACGGGUGACAUGUGACACAGAGAGUCGUGUGACAUUGAGAGUAGUGUCGUGUAACCCUUGAAAAGGUGUCAUGACACGGAGAUAAUAUAGUGUUGUGUGACACGGGAAGAAGGCAGUGUCGUGUGACACUGAGAGGUAGUGACGUGUGACACGGAGUAGAUAGGGUCAUGACAGUGAGGUAGUAGAGCACUAGCUAAAAAUUAGACGAGUAGCCCUAACCUCGCACAUCAUAAAAAUUUUCGAAGGAGUAAUGAGACGGCAGGUUACAAAUUUCAUGGAGCAGCACAACCAACAUAACACGAACCAGCAUGAUUUUAGAGCAGAACUAUCACAGCUCCUGAACCAUUUUGACAGAAUUACGGAGGUAUUGGAAGACGACCAAAACGCAGAUGUUUUUUACACAUUUUGCAAAGGCGUUUGACAAAUGUGAUGCACACAAAAGGCCAUGGGCAUUACGGGGAAGGUAGGCAGAUGGAUUUUCGGUUUCCUAACACAGGACACAAAAAGUAGUGAACAGGGCAAGAUCCAGCAUCAGCUAGGUCAAAAGCUCAGUGCCCCAAGGCACUGUCCUGGCACCUCUGCUGUGUCUCAUCCUCAUAGCAUAGAUAAAAACACCCGGCACACUUUUGUAUCAUUUCCAGAUGACACUAAAAUAAGCAUGGAAGUCACUACGGUAGAGGACACUGAAAAAGUACAGGAAGACAUAAACAGGGUUUUCCAGUGGGCAGUGGAAAACAUGACCUUCAAUGGUGAUAAGUUCCAGCUGCUUAGGUAUGGAAAAAAUGAACUGAAAAGGAACACUAUAUACAAAACUCGAGAGGGUCACCAAAUAGAACGUAACGAACAGGUAAAAGACCUGGAAAUAAUUGUCGGCGGAUCUUUCUUUUAAAGACCAUAACAAGACAAAGAUCACGACAGCCAGGAAGAUGACUAGUUCCGCCCACGAGUAUCGAGAUGGUGGGCCACGCGAGGGACGCCCACCUCACCGUCAAGGCAGGUGACUCCCUCACAUUGGAGUGUCUCAUCAAGGACGCUAAGCCAGUCUCCCAAGUCACCUGGUACAGGGGUAACGAACCUCUUAGACUAGACACUCAGAACACAAAGGAGAACUCUGAGACAGACUUGCACUUGUCCUCGCUACGGUCCAAGAUCACCUUCACGCCAACGCACUCUGACAAUGGUAUGGAGUACAGUUGUCAGGCCCUCCACCCUGCGCUCCAGCAUACCAACACCCAGAAAGUGGCUAGAGUGCACCUCGACGUCCAUUACGAACCCGGUGCCCCGGAGAUAACGGGCUACACGGAGGGCGAGAUCGUGAGGGCUGGCGACCGCAAGACCUUGACGUGCCGCGCGCGGGGCGGCAACCCCUUGCCGGAGGUUUUCUGGUACAAGAACGGCGCGCAGGUAGAUAAGAACUUUAUUAAGCAUCGCAACUACGCCGUCAACGAGUACUCGUUCCUGGUGGAGGCUUCCGACAACCUGGCAAAGUACGAGUGUCACGUCAUGAACGUGAUGACCACGCAGCCCAAGACGGCUGAGAUACAGCUCCGGGUCAAUUUCGCUGCUUCCUCUGUGACGAUCUUUGGUCCCGACGAAGCCAAAGUCGGCGAUGUCAUAGCCAUCAGCUGCGUGGCGGAGAACUCCAACCCUCCCGCUGAUGUCACCGUGGUUAUCAAUGGCCAGACGCCGCCUGGGUCCAUCUCCAGGACGCAGAAGGUGGACCACGGAGGCUGGCGGACCAUCACCAACCUCACCACCUACGAGGUGUGGCCCAUCGACUCUGAUCUCACCGUUAACUGCUACGCUCUCAACCAGGCCCUUGGCUCCACCAAGAUCGACACCAAAGUCAUCAGUGUGUUGCGUCCUCCAGAGCCUCCUGUGAUUCUGGGCUACGAGCCGGGUCGUCUUCUGAAGAAGGGCAACCCGCAUCGGCUGACGUGCGUCAGCAGUGGUGGCAACCCCCUGGCUACACUACAGUGGUUUAAGGGCUCCGUAGAACUGCCCUCGGAAAACAGACACGACUCCGGCACCUCCGUGGCCGAGCUGGACAUCACACUGUCGGAGUCAGACAACGAAGCAGAGUACUGGUGCGAAGCGACGAACUCGGCCACCACGGAGCCUCUGGUCAACUCCACCGUCCUCAGUGUCAUGUUCCCUCCGUCAGGAGUGAAGGUGAGUGCUCGUCCACGGAACAUCAAGGCCAACACCCAGGCGACGCUGGUGUGCGAGUCAGCCUCCAGCAACCCCCGCGCCAACGUCACCUGGUGGAGGGAUGGCUUCGAGGUGCUGCCUGGAGAAUCUCAGACCAACCCAGGCCAGUUUGGCGGCACCACCACCAAGUACACGGUGAAGGUGGACGUGACUGCUGACGACGACGGUGCUGUCUUCACUUGUCAGGCUGACAACCGCUUCGGCUCCACCACUCACGAUGCUGUCACCCUCUCUGUCCUUUAUCCUCCCGUGUGGAUUGAGAAGCCGAGUGAAAAAGUAGAGGUGAAGCAGGGGGACAGUGUUCAGGUGAACGCCAGCGCUCGUGGUAAUCCCAACGGUGUCGCCUACCUGUGGCGGCGGGGGGACGAGGUUGUCAUGGCUGGCAGUGUGUUGAAUAUCAGCUCGGUGGCCAAGGAGCAUGCAGGGCUCUACACCCUCGAGGCAUCCAACUCUCAAGGCAACACAGCGGCCAACCUCACCCUCAUUGUCAAGUACGGAGCGAUCAUCACGUCGGUAAGCGGAGGACGUAACGUGACGGCGGGGGAGAGCGUGACGCUUGUGUGUCGGGUGGACGCCAGCCCGGACCCUGAUAUCAGCUGGGGACGUCAGGGCUACGACUUUGCCAGAACCCAGCACAAGAAACAUUUAUCUGAGAACGUAGUGGAGAUGACAAUCAAGAACGUGAGCAUCGAAGACACGGGGGUUUUCACUUGUCAUGCCAAGAACGAGAUCGGAGACGAAGCCACUGCCAACACCACCAUCGUCGUAAAACACAAACCCAUCAUCGACAAGUCGGCGAAGUACCAGAAGGCUGCAGCCGAGGCCGGGCGCCACGCCCGUCUCACCUGCCGUGCCAGAGGAGCGCCCUACGUACACUUCACCUGGUACACCCGUGACAACACCCCCAUCGAGCCGGCCAUCUACUCCCGCUUCGACAACAGAUAUGUAGUGGAGAACUCCAAGCUGGUAGACGGACUUGUGACAUACGAGAGUGUUCUGCUAGUGAAGAACGUCACCAACAAAGAUUACGGCUUUUUCGAGUGUCAAGCUCAGAACCCUCUCGGAUCCUCACGCUCCGCUAUCCACCUGGACGGCACCAGCAGACCGGAUACGCCGCUUGACCUGAAGGUUGUCAAUUACACACACAACUCCGUGGACCUGCACUGGUCUCCAAGCUUCGAUGGUGGACUGCCUCAGCGGUACAGGGUCCGUUUCCACGUUACCGACACCAACAGAUACCAAUACACAGACGUUUACCCUGAGAACGUGACCAGCUUCACCGUGACGGGUCUCUCCCUGGGCACAACCUACUCCUUCAGCAUCCUCGCCUUCAACGACAAGGGCGACUCUGAGUACUCCAAGGGCGACGUCCAGGCUACCACCGCCAGCACGGCGCCGGCCACGGACACACCGCCUACCGUGGCACCUGGCGACCGUGUCUCUGGCCUCAUCGUUGUGAUCAUCACGCUGGUGGGCGCGGCACUACUCGUCCUGAACGUGGCCCUCGUCACCUGCUUCGUCAGACGCCGAGCCCGCAAGCGGCUCACAG
Cherax quadricarinatus is the source of this 3873-nucleotide messenger RNA. The record is from RefSeq and is a predicted model, not a curated record. Lineage: Eukaryota; Metazoa; Arthropoda; Malacostraca; Decapoda; Parastacidae.